AAGCGAAAAUCAUUUAAAUUAUACUUAAACACUAUUUGGUCUGUGGUCACAACUUAAUACUUGAAUUGCGUAAUAGACACUCUCUGGACACAAUUUAAUGAAGGGUAAGAGUAAUCCAAUUCCAUAUAGCGUUUCUAAAUGCGAGUUUAUUGCUCCCGGCUUAAAUUUAAUGGCUGAAAUCUGAAAUUUAACAGAUUGCGCGCCUAUUUAAAAUGUUAUUAACUUUGUGUGAAACUGUAUAGGUUGCAGUAUCUGAAGAUGUUCGAAAGAGCUACUCUUUUAAUGACUUAAAUUGGCAGCUUCAAUAUUUAAGCUUAAUUUUAUUCAUUAGUAAAAUAAUUAUUAAAAUAACAACGCCCAACUGUGUGAAAGGAUCAGCCAAGUGACAAUAAAAAGAAUCUAGAUCACAAAGACUGGUCCUUAUUCUGCCUCCACGCUAAACGCAGAAGCGGCACCCGAAUCACGCUCUCGCCGGAGACAGCAGAUCGCAGCUCGCUGCCGAGCGGGACGCCUGCUGCGCUUGCUUUCCGCUUAUUCCGCGUCGAUCCGGCGCUCGUCCGGCGGCCGGAGAAGCGGACCUUCAUCCCGGAAGCAGCGGCCUGGUGGGUGGGGCUAAAGGCGAGACGCCGCAACGUGUUGUAGCGGGACUCUCGGGUAAACACACGUACGGCUACGGUUUAAUAAUAAUAAUUAUUAGUAUUAACAAAGAAACAGUACGAGCCACUUUGACAUUCAGGUCUCCGAUUCCCGCUAAAGAUGGAUGAGUGCCUCUGACCAUAGUCGCGGGCGGCAUAGAGGAGAAUGGGCACAGUGUCCGGGCGCUGGGGGAGAUGUCUCUGGGCCGACUGCUGCGACGCGCCUCCUCAAAGGCCUCCGACCUCCUGACCUUCGGCUCCGGCUCAGGAGGCUCCAGGGGCCUGCUCGAUGGGGAGAUCAUCUUCUCCAAGAACAACGUGUGCGUGCACCCCAGCGAGCCGCUGCCGGGCCUGGCCGAGCACCAUCCAGGUUACCUUUGUGUGCACAUGGAGAAGGAUGAAGAGCUGGGCACCACCCUGAUCCUCACCUGGGUGCCCAACUCCCGCAUCCAGCGGCAGGACGAGGAAGCGCUACGCUACAUCACCCCCGAGAGCUCGCCCGUGCGACGGAACCCCCGACGCCGGCCUCGCCGCGCGCGCUCCCGGCCCCCACCCACUUCCGGGGAGGAUGAGGAUGAGGACGGUGCAGAGGACGGGCAGACUCUGGAGGGGCAGGGUGCCGAGCCGCCGCAGCUGCUGGAGGAGGGUGACGAGGGCUCCUGCGAUCUGUCCGCGGACGAGGUCAGCCGCGACAGCACCCUGGGAUCCGACUCGGACACCUUCUCCUCGCCCUUCUGCCUGUCACCCAUCAGCGAGGCCCUCGGCGAGAGCAGCAGCUCUGUAUUCCUGGACAACGAGAACCGGGAGAUGUGUGAUGAAUCCAUGACCCAUUCAGCUAGCUCCGCCUCCAGUCUUGACAGCCACGCCCCCUCUGAGAACAGCCAAUCACAGGGAGUUCGGUGGGAGGAGCAGCAGAAGGUGCUUGCUCUGGAGCAGCUGUGUGGGGUGUUCCGAGUUGACCUGGGUCACAUGAGGUCACUGCGGCUCUUCUUCAGCGACGAAGCCUGCACCAGCGGCCAGCUGGUCAUCGCCAGCCGGGAGAGCCAAUACAAGAUCCUGCAUUUUCACCACGCGGGUCUGGACAAGCUGGCUGAGGUCUUCCAGCAGUGGAAAUGCUGCCGUGAGACUCAGGCCAAGGAGCAGGUGUCGGAUGAGAAGUCCUGUAUGCAGUUCUCCAUCCGGCGGCCCACACUGCCCUCCUCAGAGACGCACCCCGAGGAGCGUCUGUACCGCCGGCUCGACGUCGCCACCUGGCUGCGGCACCUGAACCACAGCGGGCAGGUGGAGGAGGAGUACAAGCUACGCAAGGCCAUCUUCUUCGGGGGGGUCGACCCAACCAUCCGUGGGGAGGUGUGGCCCUUUCUGCUCCGCUACUAUACCUGUGACUCCACCUCGGAGGAGCGCGAGGCCUGGAGGCUGCAGAAACGUAGGGAGUACCAGGAGAUCCAGCAGAGGAGGUUGUCCAUGAGCCCAGAGGAGCACAGCGAGUUCUGGCGGAAGGUCCAGUUCACUGUGGACAAGGACGUGGUGCGGACCGACCGCAGCAACCUUUUCUUCAGGGGCGAGAACAACCCCAAUGUGGAGAGCAUGAGACGCAUCCUGCUCAACUACGCCGUGUUCAACCCAGAGAUGGGUUACUGCCAGGGCAUGUCGGAUCUGGUGGCCCCACUGCUGACGGAGGUGCAGGACGAGAGCGACACCUUCUGGUGCUUCGUGGGCCUCAUGGAGAACACCAUCUUCAUCAGCUCACCCCGUGAUGAGGACAUGGAGCGGCAGCUGAUGUACCUGCGCGAGCUGCUGCGACUGAUGCUGCCGCGCUUCCACCAGCACUUGAUGCAGCUGGGUGAGGACGGCCUGCAGCUGCUUUUCUGCCACCGUUGGAUGCUGCUGUGUUUCAAGCGGGAGUUCCCCGACACCGAGGCGCUGCGCAUGUGGGAGGCCUGCUGGGCACACUACCAGACAGACUACUUCCACCUGUUCCUGUGCGUUGCCAUCAUCGUGCUCUACGGUGAUGACGUCGUUGAGCAGCAACUGGCCACGGACCAGAUGCUCCUGCACUUCAGUAACCUCUCCAUGCACAUGAACGGGGAACUUGUGCUGCGGAAGGCGCGGAGUCUGCUUUACCAAUUCCGCCUCCUUCCCAGAAUCCCUUGCAGCCUGCAUGACCUGUGCAGGUUGUGCGGCCCGGGCAUGUGGGACAGUCGCUACAUCCCAGCAGUGGAGUGUUCCGGCGAGCACCCAGACUCGCAGAGCUGCCCGUACGGAGGCACGGCCACGCCACAGCCCCCGCCCUCUCCGCAGCCCCCGCCAACCCCUGAAGGCAAGAGGGGCUCCAAGACGAGGGAGAUUUUCAGCUUCCGUAAACAGUCCUGAGUAAGGUUAACGAGAAGUACUUGGGACCACACCAGGGGACAGCAGAACAAGGCCUCGGUGCUUCAGCUACGGGGGGCCUGGAGGAGGGGGACACUGGCAUUUUCUCCUCCCGCUUAACCCCACCCCUUCACCCCACUCCUUCCCCAUACAUUCAGCAUGAUAAUUAUUUUUUUUAUAUAUAUAUAUUAUUUUUUGACCUUGUUAGGAUACAAGGUGCUACCUUAUUAAAAUCCACUGUUUUGGGAACAUCAGCUGGCAGUCUGUCCCAGGGCCACAGUCCAGCUGUGGAGGAGGCUGGCUGCUGCAGGAUGUUGUCGUGAGAAAGUCUUCGACAAUCUUCACUGCCCCCCGAUCCAGCAGGGCAACUCCGAUGGUGUUGCUGAGAUGCUGAGAGGACCACACGCCGACCCUGACCUCUUAGCUGGUUAGUGUGCAUUUCAAAAAAGUGCAGUACAUAACCGUACCGGACUCCUGACACAUGUGGUCCCCCAUUUCUUAAAAAGGUCAAAGCGAUUGGAGUGGCAGUAUUCUCACAAUUCACUGACCUUUUUAUGUUUGUUUCUUUUUGCAUGGGAAAUGGCACAAUUUUGGUUUCAUUUUUGUUAUCUCUUGCAAUAAAACAUUCUGAAGGAAA
Molecule: messenger RNA, 3642 nt
Organism: Brienomyrus brachyistius
Lineage: Eukaryota; Metazoa; Chordata; Actinopteri; Osteoglossiformes; Mormyridae
Gene: tbc1d16
Product: TBC1 domain family, member 16
Exons: 12
Coding region: 831-3008 (725 amino acids)
Biological process (GO): activation of GTPase activity
Cellular component (GO): early endosome
Molecular function (GO): GTPase activator activity
Source: RefSeq, a predicted model, not a curated record